Messenger RNA from Letharia lupina, 1041 nucleotides. RefSeq lists its product as uncharacterized. The record is from RefSeq and is a predicted model, not a curated record. The transcript has 3 exons. Bases 1 to 1041 code for a protein of 346 amino acids. Gene Ontology annotation, biological process: branched-chain amino acid catabolic process; response to nutrient. Gene Ontology annotation, molecular function: catalytic activity. NCBI's taxonomy places the organism in Eukaryota, Fungi, Ascomycota, Lecanoromycetes, Lecanorales, Parmeliaceae.
AUGGACUACUCCUCCCAUCCUCUCCUCAACCACAGUCCAUCUUCUCUCCGUGCCAAUGCGUCUUACCCUCAAAGUUCCUCUUUCACUCGCCAGAACCUCUUUCAGGCCAUCAAUAGCGCCCUCAAACAUUCCCUCCGUACCGAUGAACGCACGCUGGUGUUUGGCGAAGACGUCGCCUUCGGGGGCGUCUUUCGCUGUAGUAUGGAUCUCGCUACUGAAUUCGGCUCCGAAAGAGUGUUCAAUACGCCCCUGAGCGAACAAGGAAUCGUGGGCUUUGCAAUUGGAUGCGCUGCGCAGGGGAUGAAGCCGAUUGCAGAGAUUCAAUUCGCAGACUAUGUGUAUCCAGCGUUUGAUCAGCUUGUCAAUGAAGCGGCCAAAUGGAGAUACAGGGAGGGAGACACUGGGGGCCAUAUCGGAGGUUUGGUGGUCAGGAUGCCUUGUGGGAGUGUGGGACACGGGGCUUUAUAUCACUCCCAGUCGCCGGAGGCACUCUUCACGCAUAUUCCUGGUCUACGAGUCGUGCUGCCUCGUUCCCCUGCCCGAGCUAAGGGGCUACUGCUUGCUUCCAUUGCCUGCAAUGACCCUGUCAUCUUUCUUGAGCCUAAGAUCUUGUAUCGUGCUGCGGUGGAGCAAGUGCCUACGGAAGCAUAUGAGAUCCCUUUAUCGCAAGCUGAAGUUGUGAAAGAAGGCAAAGACAUGACUAUUGUGUCUUACGGACAGCCACUCUAUCUGUGUUCGUCAGCCAUUGCUGCUGCAGAGAAAGAUUUUGGUAUAAGCGUUGAACUACUGGACCUCCAGACUUUGUAUCCUUGGGACAAGCAGACCGUAUUACAGAGUGUGCAAAAGACAGGACGUGCGAUCGUCGUGCAUGAGAGUAUGAUCAAUGCAGGGGUAGGAGCCGAAGUCGCAGCUUCGAUACAAGAAGGGGCCUUCUUGCAUUUGGAAGCUCCCGUGCAGCGGCUUGGAGGUUGGGCCACCCACAUGGGGCUGGCUUUUGAGAGCUUCAAUAUUCCAGAUGUCACAAGUAAGCUCUUGCGAUAG